GUUGCUUUUUCAUUCGAUUCCUUAAAGUAAAGUAAACAUCAAAACAUCAAGCAUAAGCAAGUCAGCAUUUAACAAGCGAACGUCCUGCGAGAGCAACAGACUGAAAGCGCACUGAUUGAUAAGAUUAACGCCAUUGCAACCGUUCAUAAUGCAUUCGGCUGGACUACUGAUGCUAACCGUGGCUGGAUAUUUCACAUCGGGUAUUCCUGGCAAUACGGCUUCCUCGGACGUCGCCUACCUGACGCCGGGCACAUACAUCAAUUUGUCGGAGAACAUCUUGGGACUGCAGACUCUGCGCACGUUCUGCUAUCCGGGUAAACGGCUGACGGUGUCAAGUCUCUUCGAGACUGUGGAGUUCGUCCUGGCCAUCGGGAGCGAUGAUUAUUCCCAGUACGGUGGGAAGACGCCGGAGGAGGUGUUGCAGCACUACAAGGACAAGCAAUCGCUGUUCAGCAUCACCCUGUUCGCGCAGAAGCGCCAGCUGCUGCAGCUCUCGCCCUUCGAGCAGCAGUGCAUCGGGAUUUCCUCCCGCCAGGCGUACACCGUCAUUCUGAAUAGCAUUCCGCUGGAUCUGUGGCGUCUCGCACAGUUCGCCGUCGGCAUACUGAUCCUCUUCAGCGCCCGGCGGCUAGCAAAGAACAGUGUGUUCUACUAUCUGGUCGGCAUUGUCAUCGGCAUAUGCGCCUCCCUGCUGGUGGUCAUCUAUUUGGCCGCCAAACUCUUUCCGCGACGUACCAUGAUGUAUGGCGUCCUAAUUGGCGGCUGGACCAUUGGCUUCUAUGUGAUCAAACAGCUGGCGGACAAUCUGCGUUUGAUUCUGAUCACCUACCGCGACCAUGUGCUGGGCUAUCUGGUGAUCACCGGACUGAUCUCGUUCCUGAUCUGCUAUCGCAUUGGUCCGCCCAAGAAUCCUCGAUCGCAAACCAUCGUCAUGUGGGUGCUGCAGGCCAUUGGCGCCGUUAUGGCUUACUUCAGCAGCUGGCACACCAGCGCCGUGAUCUUCAUCAUGGUGCUGGUCUUUGUGGCCCACUACUUCCCCAUUUCGUGGACGAACCAGAUCAAGUUCAUGUAUCGCCGCCGUUUUCCGCUAAAGAGGCGCAUGCUCACCCAGGAGGAGUACGAACAGCAGACGGCCGUGGAGACCUCGAAAUCGCUGGCGGACCUGCGCAAGUACGUCAACAGUCCGGAGUGCAAGCAGUGGGCGGUGAUGGGCAAACUGCGUGAUCCUUUGCGCUUCGCCUCGUUCGCCAAUGGAGCACCGCAUCUGGACGACGAAGAGAUCGAGGACCACUCGCGCACCAUCGAGGAGUCCAUGGAUGCGGCGCCCGAGGAGGAAUCAGUGGAGGAACCUGAGGAGGAUAAACCAGCGGAGUUACUGCCGCUGCCCAACUCGCAGUUCCGCUAUCAACAGGCCGCCCGCAACUCGGAGCCGGAGCCGGAGUCGGAGUCCGAUGACAGCGAGGAGGAGGAGUUCUUCGAGCAGGAGGUGGACCUUCGGCAAGUAGUACAAUAACGGACGAACAGCUCAACCACAAGGGGAACCACUGAUUAGGCUUAAUUGAAACCAUUGACCACCACGUUCUAUGCUGUACCGUUCUGUAAAAUUUGUUUGUUUGGUUACCCUUUCUAAUAUUUGUAUAAUCACUUGCAGACUGAACGGAAACACACAUAUUAAUACAAAUUAUAUAUUUAAUUAUUCAUGACUGGCUAGGAAUAAAAACACUUAUAC
Drosophila melanogaster (fruit fly) is the source of this 1729-nucleotide messenger RNA. RefSeq names its product nuclear envelope integral membrane protein (gene Nemp). Gene Ontology annotation, cellular component: nuclear inner membrane. The transcript is spliced from 2 exons. NCBI's taxonomy places the organism in Eukaryota, Metazoa, Arthropoda, Insecta, Diptera, Drosophilidae. Bases 149 to 1513 code for a protein of 454 amino acids. The record is from RefSeq and is marked reviewed.